AUGAACCAGGAUCAAGAGGUGCCUGCAACGGCGACUGACCUGGCCAGACUGCCGAACGAAGAGUUCAACAGGCUGAACGAGCCGCUGCAAACAGUGUCCACAGGAUACUGUUCCACCAACUACUCCGUCAGCCAAGCCAGCAGCGAGGAGAAGCUCCACCCUGGGAGCAGCUGCGAGACCGAGGACAGCGAGCAGUACGUGCCAGAGUUCCACCGGAUGUCAAAUGCGAACGUAAAACAAGAGACUGUGAACUGCAGAAGAAUCUCCGACACCAAUUACUCACAGUACCAAGUCCCAGUGAGUCAUCCACACUCGCAAAGCGGCACAUUUCUAGAUCUAGAUCCUGAAAAUCGCAACACGUGCUUUCCAAACAGCAAACUGAAUUCAAGAACGAGCGAAAGCACGAAAAAUAUCGCCGUGAAGGAGGAACCAGCGGACAGAGGCUACGGGGAGCCAAUUUCCGUGACGAACAUCCCCACGUCGACAGCUCAGGACACUCGAAACAGCAGCAAUUUAGUCUAUCAGCAGCAGCAGCAGUACGGAAACGGAACAAGAAACACCAGAGGCUCGCCAUCGCCCAACAGACCAGCCAGCACCUCUUCCGCCGCCUCUCAAUGGCAAUCCACAGUGUCAGCUUCGAGCGAAGCUUUCUUCCCGCGACAGGAGAACUGGAGCUCGGAUGUGUAUGGAAAAAGAAGCGUAACGCCCACGUGGACCGAGUUAGGCGUGCAAUUAGACGGCAGGAACUCGUCGUGGGAGAGACAGAGCAACUGUUACCAGAAGAAAGGCUCCCCGAGCUCGUGGAACGUGGACUACGCCGGCAAGAGGCCGCCUUCGACGACAGGAGUGUCUCCUUGGAGCGAGAUGUCCGUUGGAUACCAACAGCAACGCCGAGGAUCCCUUCAGCUAUGGCAAUUCUUGGUCACCUUGCUGGACGAUCCUGCAAACGCGCCUUGCAUCGCUUGGACUGGUCGCGGAAUGGAGUUCAAGCUGAUCGAACCGGAAGAGGUGGCUCGUAGAUGGGGAGUUCAGAAGAAUCGACCGGCGAUGAACUACGAUAAAUUAAGCAGAUCGUUGAGGUACUACUACGAGAAAGGAAUAAUGCAGAAGGUAGCUGGGGAGAGAUACGUUUACAAGUUUGUCUGCGACCCGGAAGCGCUGUUCAACAUGGCGUAUGGAUCUGGAGGAUCGUCUAGCCUUCCCAGUGAAGUUCAAAAUGGAGUCAGAAGUCAAUCUAUAUCCGGGAAGAUUUCCUCUUCCAACGAUGCCUCUGAUUUAGGGAAACAUCCUAGCACUGGAUACGGCGAUGCUGUUCUUGCCAUGUACUCUAAUACUGCAGCAGUGUACGGACCAUCAAGCCUGCACCAUCUACACCAGUAUCUAGGUGGUAACGAGGGCUUCAAGACUCCACCGAACAGAUACCAUCCCCAUUAUUCUCACGAAUACAACAGCAGUCCCCAUCAUCCUCCAUCCAGCUACGCAGAGACCUUCCUGAACUACGGUCGCUUGUCGUCCCACGACGCGUCCACCGAAUCCAGAAGCCAGGAACUAGCGAGGAUCCCGUACACGCAGGAAACAGAGGGUAUCAGCAGAGAGAGAGAGGCGUCAUCGAUUUUGUACGACGGCGUGCAGAGAACGCAAUUACCGGCCGCUCCUACUCUCUCUCAGCCCACCUUGCUAGACGCUACCACCACCAGCUCGAAGAUCGAGCAAACUUCGUACGCCUGCCUCGGCGUAGGCAGCUGCGUCUCCAUGGGGCGAAGCAAAUCCUCCGAGCCAGAAGAGUCUGCGAUGGGCUUCAAGGACAAGCAGAAGGCCUUGGACACUCUGAAGGUCCUCGAUGGCCGAGAUAUCAGUUAUCAGUUCCACGUGAUCACGAGUUUCGUGAGUCGUACGAAAAGAACACUGCAGAUUACCAGGGACGGAGAAAAGUUAGCCAAUCUUCGCGAGGCUCUGAAAGUCUUCGAGGAUUGGCUGGUGGAUUACAGAGAGAAUAAUCGUAGCAAAGAGAACCUUGCCUACUUGCCAAUCGAGACCAUAAAAGGCUUCAGGACUCUUGCCAAAAAGUACGACGUCCUGGAGGAAGAGUUCUACAACGUCUACAAGAAAGAGAAAGGGGAUUACAAGAGUCUCAGGUCCGUGAAGAUCCCCAGCGGAGAAACUACUUGGGACAUCGAGAGGAAUCGAAGGUUGAAGCAGAUCAUCGAUAAGAUCAAACAGGAGCACGUACAAUGGUACGAGACCGAUAUGGGUGACUUCCGGGGACUCCCUACCAGGGAGCACGUCCAGUGUAUCAUGCUGGGUUACAGUCCGGAUCCGUCGAAACUGAAAAAACUCGUGGUCCAAGUCGAGGAAACGUUCGGACUUGAAAAUCAAGAGGAGAUGGAGGUGACCGAAGAGUCGAAGGACAAGGGCGUGAAGAGAAGGCACAGCAAUUCUUCGAGUAGCGAUACCGAAAGUGACGAACCGGAGAAGAAGGUCGUGAAACGAUCAGCUGAUGCAGAAAAGACGGAGAAAGAGGAGAGCGGACUCAGUUUCAAAGAUAAGGAGAAAGCUUUGCAGAGUAUUAAAUCGCUAGACGGAAGGGACGUGAGUUAUCAGUAUCACGCGAUCGCCGGCCUGGUGAAAAGGGCCGAGCGGGUGAUAUCGUGCACAAAGGACGAGGAAAAGAUCAAGAACAUGAAAGAGGCCGUCGAAGUGUUGGAGAAUUGGAUCACGGAUUACAACGUGAAUGGCAGGUCGAAGGAGAACUUUAAUUAUUUGACCAUUGACUUGGUUAAAGCUUUCAAACCGUUAGCUGAAAGAUACAAUAUCGAGGAUAAUGGUUUUCUCAAAGCAUACGAAGAAGUGGAUGGAGAUUACAAGAAGCUGAGAAGCGUUCAAGUUCCAGACUCGAGUGUCACGUGGGACAUAGAGAGGAACAAGAACCUACGUAGUCUAGUGGAAAGCAUCAAAGAAAAGAAUAUUCAGUGGUUCGAGACAGACGACGAACUUCGUGGUUUGCCCACCGUGGAACAUACUCGGUGUAUAAUGUGGGCUUUUAGUCACGAUGCUGGCAAACUCAAGAAACUUCUGCCUACGUUGGCUCCAUAUGUACAAAGGAGUUUAGUUACAUUUUUUCUUGUUCAAAGAUAUCUCUAA
This is a messenger RNA of Habropoda laboriosa, 3141 nucleotides long. RefSeq lists its product as uncharacterized. Lineage: Eukaryota; Metazoa; Arthropoda; Insecta; Hymenoptera; Apidae. Gene Ontology annotation, biological process: cell differentiation; regulation of transcription by RNA polymerase II. Bases 1 to 3141 code for a protein of 1046 amino acids. Gene Ontology annotation, cellular component: nucleus. The transcript is spliced from 11 exons. The record is from RefSeq and is a predicted model, not a curated record. Gene Ontology annotation, molecular function: sequence-specific DNA binding; DNA-binding transcription factor activity, RNA polymerase II-specific.